UUGUCAACCAAAUUGAGCCAAGUGGCUAAUAUUUCGAUAAUUGCAAAGCUACAAUGGCCCUCGGAGACACCUAACGUUUCUCCCUCCCCACCCCCCGGUGCAUUGCGCUGAACAUUGUUCGGAAAGAAGUAAGGUAAGGCUGGAGUUCGGAAAAUUGAACAAUGAGUUGUAAAUGGAAGUGGACUUGUCAUUGGGUAUUAGGGCUUUUGUUAUUUCUUGCACCAGUCUCAAAAUACAUGACGUCACGUCAUGAUCGACAGUAGAUGAAGUACGCAUUAUAGGUCACAAUAACUUUAAACAAGCAGUCCAAAAGGGGGUUCUGGGUCAUAAACUGAGUGUCACUAUAAGACUGUCGAAUUUAAUUGAGCAACACCCCACCCCCCUAAACUGGAUUCUAGAAGCCCCGAGGGUCGCGUGAAAGAAGCGAAGGAAUUUCGGACAAAUGGCUGCCGCACAAUCGUACCCCUCAUGUAUUCCGAUAAACAUAAAUGAUCUCCUCGCUCUUCAGGGAGUUGAGUCACAACGAGUAGAGUUCAAAAAAGCGUGGCACAACAAUCCACGAAUUAAAGGCGGUCCAUACUGGCAAAUUAUCCACACCAUUUCCGCCCUCGCUAACGACUAUUACAAUGUUAACGGCGGAUACAUCAUCAUCGGAGUAGAAGAAAAGGAAAACUGGGAUUCACCAAAUAACCGAGACGCUGUUCCAUAUGGUAUUCAAGGGAACCUGGAAAAUAUACAGAAAGAGAUAGCGGGGACCUGCCGCGGUAAUAUUAAGCCACCGCAUGUUCCCAGACUACAACCUGAAGUCGUCGACUCCGAGGAAGGGAGAAAGGAAGUUCUCGUGAUCUGGGUCAAGCCCUCAGAAGCCAGACCGCAUAUGUGCAGAGAAAGCGACAAAGGAGAAAUGAAAUAUUACAUUAGACAGGCCGCAGAAACCAAGGUAGCUCAAGACCAGGAAAUAAAGCGACUGUGUCAAGAGAAUAGUACUCCAUUUGAUGACAGAACGGCGAGUGACAGCGGAACCGGUCGUAUCCUGUCUGAAGAAGAUAUAGACAAAGGCCUUGUGCUGAAGUACUUGAAGGAUACCGACAGUAAACUGGCCCGUCAUACGGGUGAACCAAUAACUAUUUACCAAAAAAUGGAUUUGGUAAAGAGUACAUCAGAUAAGGUAGUCAAAAAGCAGUUGGUUCCAGUUUUUGCACCACUAAAUGUGGCCCUACUUUUUUUAAUCCUGAACCUCAUAAAUUUUUCAAAGGGGCAAGGGCAGAAAUUGCAAUAUUCUCCCAUGACAAUUACCUGGAAGAGCGAAAAAAAAUGACUGGCCCAAUAGACCAACAGAUUGAAGGGUGUUUGUCCUUUAUCCUGGAGAAACCAAAAAAAGGCGUUGCGUGCCAUGCAUUUUCUGCCUGUCCCGACCGAGCUCUUCGUGAAGCAGUCGUGAAUGCGUUUUAUCACAGAAGCUAUGAAGUCUCCUACCCCGAUCCAGUCAAAAUUCACGUCAAACCAGAAUUCAUCGACAUCAUCAGCUACCCUGGUCCAGAUCCAACUCUGAAGCCCGAAGACUUCUCAGAAAAUAAAGUACCACCUGUACAGCACAGGAACAGGAGGAUAGCAGAUUUUUUGAAAUCAUUGAAACUCGCCGAAGGAAUGUAUACUGGUGUCGG
Molecule: messenger RNA, 1664 nt
Organism: Orbicella faveolata
Lineage: Eukaryota; Metazoa; Cnidaria; Anthozoa; Scleractinia; Merulinidae
Source: RefSeq, a predicted model, not a curated record